This is a messenger RNA of Ostrinia furnacalis (Asian corn borer), 797 nucleotides long. Its product is annotated as GATOR complex protein WDR24-like. Gene Ontology annotation, cellular component: cytosol; GATOR2 complex; vacuolar membrane. The transcript has 5 exons. The annotation marks the transcript as partial. NCBI's taxonomy places the organism in Eukaryota, Metazoa, Arthropoda, Insecta, Lepidoptera, Crambidae. The record is from RefSeq and is a predicted model, not a curated record. Gene Ontology annotation, biological process: positive regulation of TORC1 signaling; positive regulation of macroautophagy; cellular response to amino acid starvation.
AUUGAUAGCCUGUUUCCUCGCUGUGUUGCAGGCUCGGGCUCGACGGUGACGGCGGCGGUGUCUCCGCUGGGCGCGGGCAGCUCGCCGCCGUCGUCGUGCAGCACCGGCAGCGACAAGGGCAGCCAGCACGCCGACCUCAGCGCGACGGAGGAGGGCGAAGGCGCCCUGGCCGUGGGCGGCGCGGGGCAGGGCGGGCGCGCGCUGGUGGACGUGUGGCCGCUGCUGGGCGCCGCGCUGCGCCAGCACGCCGACCUGGGCGACGUGCAGACCGCCGCCGCCGUCAUGCUCGCGCUGCACGAGCACAGGAGUGACUUAUUCCCGUACAUUGACGAGAGCCUGCAAGAACAAUGGCUGCUGGGCUACAUCGAGCUGCUGCAACGACACAAACUGUGGAACGUCGCUACCGAGGUGAUCCGCAACGCGUGGCUGAGCAGCGUGUGGUCGCUGUCGCAGCAGUCGACGUCGGUGGCCAUGUGCUGCGGACGCUGCGGGCGCCGCACGCGGCCGCACGCCGCCUGCGACCGCUGCCAGCCGCGCCACCUGCCCGACCUGUGCUGCGUCUGCCACCAGGUGGUGCGCGGGCUGUACGCGUGGUGCCAGGGCUGCUCGCACGGCGGGCACCUGCACCACAUGCGGCGCUGGAUGGAGCGCCACCAGCUCUGCCCGGCCGGCUGCGGCCACCGCUGCCAGCUCUAGGGGCUAUCUGCAGUCGGCUAAACCAGACCAGAGUAAAUACAACAUAGAAACGCACCGAGCGCGGUUUGUAUGUGAGCGCGCGCCAAUUAGCGGCGCCUUGU